Messenger RNA from Marmota flaviventris (yellow-bellied marmot), 933 nucleotides. RefSeq names its product olfactory receptor family 5 subfamily M member 9 (gene Or5m9). Gene Ontology annotation, molecular function: G protein-coupled receptor activity; olfactory receptor activity. Gene Ontology annotation, biological process: G protein-coupled receptor signaling pathway. Gene Ontology annotation, cellular component: membrane. The record is from RefSeq and is a predicted model, not a curated record. Lineage: Eukaryota; Metazoa; Chordata; Mammalia; Rodentia; Sciuridae.
AUGCCAAAUUUCACCGAUGUAACAGAGUUUAUUCUCUUGGGGUUGACCAGACGUCGGGAUCUCCAGGUACUCUUUUUUGUGGUGUUCCUUGUGGUUUACAUGAUCACUCUGCUAGGGAAUAUUGGCAUGAUCAUUUUGAUCAGCAUCAGUCCACAGCUUCAGAGUCCUAUGUACUUUUUCCUGAGUCACUUGUCUUUCGUGGAUGUGUGGUUCUCCUCCAAUGUUACCCCCAAGAUGCUGGAAAACUUACUGUCAGAGAACAAGACUAUUUCUUACGUGGGGUGUUUGGUGCAGUGCUAUUUUUUCAUUGCCCUCGUCCACGUGGAGGUCUACAUCUUGGCAGUGAUGGCUUUUGAUCGCUACAUGGCCAUCUGCAACCCUUUACUGUAUGGCAGUAAAAUGUCCAGGAUUGUGUGUGUUCGGCUCAUCUCUGUGCCUUAUGUCUAUGGAUUCUCUGUGAGUUUAAUAUGCACAUUAUGGACAUAUGGCUUAUACUUCUGUGGAAAUUUUGAAAUCAACCACUUCUAUUGUGCAGAUCCUCCACUCAUCAAGAUUGCCUGUGGAGGAGUGCACAUCAAAGAAUUCACAAUGAUUAUUAUUGCUGGAAUUAACUUCACGUAUUCCCUGUCAGUGGUCCUCAUCUCCUACACCCUCAUUGUUGUCGCUGUGCUGCGUAUGCACUCUGCUGAUGGGAGGAAGAAGGCCUUUUCCACCUGUGGGUCCCAUUUGACUGCUGUUUCCAUGUUUUAUGGUACCCUCAUAUUCAUGUACCUCAGGCGGCCAACUGAGGAGUCUGUGGAACAGGGCAAAAUGGUGGCUGCAUUUUAUACCACAGUGAUUCCUAUGCUGAAUCCAAUGAUCUACAGUCUGAGGAACAAGGAUGUGAAAGAGGCAGUCAACAAAGCAAUUGCCAAGGUCAAUUUGGGGCAGUAA